Molecule: messenger RNA, 516 nt
Organism: Phytophthora sojae
Lineage: Eukaryota; Oomycota; Peronosporomycetes; Peronosporales; Peronosporaceae
Exons: 2
Coding region: 1-516 (171 amino acids)
Source: RefSeq, a predicted model, not a curated record
AUGGCUUCCGACGCCAAGUCUCCUCGCAUGACCUACCGCUUCCUCGGCAACUCCGGGCUGCUGGUGUCCAAGCUCUCGCUCGGGAGCUGGAUGUACGCCAAGGAACAGUACACAGCCAAAGCCUGGUACGAGAUGAUGAAAGUUGCCUUCGAGCACGGCCGUGUACAGCGCUGGCACGCCCGAAGACACGCGCAUGGGACACUCACCUAUCGCGCGUACAUGCAGGGCUUUGGUGAGCGUGUUGCAAAGGCCGAGAAGCUCAAGUCUGUGGUCUCAAAGCUUGGGAUUUCGCUGGCGGAGAUCGCUCUCGCUUGGUGCGUGAGCAAUGAGAGCGUGUCGACGGUCAUGAUUGGAGCAAGUUCAAUCGCGCAACUGGAGCAAAACCUGAAGGCGCUGGGGGCGGUGGAGAAGAUCACCCUGGAAGUGAAGGCCGAGCUUGAUGCCCUGGUUCUUCCAUUUGUGGCCGAGAUGGCAAAGUCCGACGGAUUGGACAAGAUGCGCGGGAGAUACCUCUAG